AUGACUUCUUACAAGCUUGUUUAUGGAAAGAAUUGCCACUUGCCGGUAAAGCUUGAGCACAAGGCCAUGUGGGCCAUCAAAACUCUGAAUUUUGAACUAACUAGUGUGGGUGAGCGACGCUUGCUUGAUCUCCAUGAGUUAGAGGAGCUCCGCAUGAAUGCCUAUGACUCGGCGAGCAUCUACAAAUCCCGGUCUAAACAAUAUCAUGACGCUAGGAUUGAAAAGAGAGAGUUCAAGGAGGGGGAGAAAGUCCUCCUUUAUAACUCCCGGUUGAAGUUGUUCCCGGGAAAACUCAUGUCCCGGUGGAGCGGUCCAUUCGAUGUUGUUCGGGUCUCCCCGCAUGGUGCAAUCGAGAUUCGGAAUGAUGAUUCCGGUCCCUUCAAAGUGAAUGGUAAUCGCCUCAAACACUAUUCCAUGGGUGAUUCUAUUGGCUCCUUUGCUUCCUUAGACCUCAAAGACCCCCCAUGA
This is a messenger RNA of Spinacia oleracea (spinach), 468 nucleotides long. RefSeq lists its product as uncharacterized. The record is from RefSeq and is a predicted model, not a curated record. The transcript has a single exon. The coding region runs from base 1 to 468 and encodes 155 amino acids. Lineage: Eukaryota; Viridiplantae; Streptophyta; Magnoliopsida; Caryophyllales; Amaranthaceae.